This is a messenger RNA of Microplitis demolitor, 1251 nucleotides long. Its product is annotated as arginine kinase. Lineage: Eukaryota; Metazoa; Arthropoda; Insecta; Hymenoptera; Braconidae. The coding region runs from base 1 to 1251 and encodes 416 amino acids. The record is from RefSeq and is a predicted model, not a curated record. The transcript has a single exon. Gene Ontology annotation, molecular function: creatine kinase activity. Gene Ontology annotation, biological process: phosphocreatine biosynthetic process.
AUGUUGCGACGUUGUAUGAAACGUCCAGUAUUUGAAAAAAUCAAGCACCGUGUGACUCGCAUGGACCACAAUCUUUUUGACGUUAUUUGGCCGUCUUUGCAGAAAUAUCAAACCCUUAACAACAAUAAUAGCUAUUCCUCAAAUCAAAUAAUUAGCGCUAGUAGUAGUAGAUCAAUGCUAGAUAUUGACAACGAUUUUGACGGAAUAGUCGUCGUUCCAGAUUACGAAAGUUACUACGUAUUUUCUGAGCUUCUUGACCCUUUGAUCCGUAACCUGCAUUGCGUGACCGCAACCGGGGAGCUUCCAGAUCAACCUCCGCCAUCUUUUUUCUUCGACCCCGAGGAAUUGGACGAAAACGACAACAUAAGUGAUAACAUAACAGCGAUCGCUGGCUUCGAUAUCGACCCUACGGGCAAAUAUAUAUCAGCUGGAACCAUCGACGCCUGUCGGAAUUUGGAAGCCUUCCCACUGCCGCUGACCCUGACGAUAAACCAACUCGAGGAAACGGAGAAACAGAUAACCGGGGUCCUGAUUGGCGCCGAAGUUUCCCUGAUUAUGGCAGAGGGCAGCAGUGAAGACGAAGGGGGAGUUUACUACACAUUAAAUGAAGUCCUAGAGAGGCCCAGUGACAUCAGAAUGCGGCUCGCUGCCGCGGGGUUACUGGUCCCGAUUAACGAAACGGAAAUGAGCGACGAAAAACGACUGCAUGGGCGCCACUGGCCCUACGGCCGUGGGGUCUACGUCGCCAGCGCAGGAGAUGUCGCAGUCUGGGUCAAUGUCCAGGACCAUUUGAGAAUAAUUGCAUGCACUUCCGAAAAUAAACCCGGGCAAAUUGGAAAAACCUAUGUCCGAAUCGCUAAAAUCUUGACCAUUUUGGACAAAAAGUUCAGGUUCAAAAGGGACAAGAAGUUGGGGUUUCUCAGCGCGAGACCUUCCGCGGUAGGAAACACUCUGAGGUUCAGUGUCAUUAUAAAACUCCAGGGUCUGUCCAAAAAAAUGGAUAAUUUGAAAGAGUUGUGUAUUGUCAGGGGCCUUAAGCCCAUGGAGACAAUGCGCAGUGACACUUUUAAAUUGAGUAACCAGCAGUGUUUGAGUAUCACUGAGCUACAGACGCUUCAGGAUUUCAUUAACGCGGUUGUCAGUAUUAUUGGAUUGGAAAAAGAGAUGAUUUUAAGCAAUUCAAUGAAUAUCGCAUCAUUAAUUGUCAAUAUGUUCAAGAAAAAAUCGUCAGCACGAAAAUUUAGGGGAUAA